UCUCGACUUUCUUGAAUGAGUUAUACUUUAAAGUAACAAACAAAUCACGAAAAAAAAAAAAAAAAAAAUACUUAUCGAAAGAAUUAUGUUUGAGGAACUUCUCAAAGCCUGCAAGAGUGUUGAGGGGUCUCAGAAUCCGUCCCAGGAAAUUGACGAGGAUCUUUUACGACUGGUCCCUGAUAAUAUCACCAUUCAUGACCUGGAAAGCUUCCUAUCGCAUAGCAAAGAUGAAUCGGAUCACGUCGCUCUGCUCAUAGCCGCAUAUGCUAUCAUCCUCAAGUUCAGCAAGAACGCCGAAGUACAAGGCAUCAUCAACGAGGACAACUUUGAUGGCGCGGUCAAUGAAAUCGCCGACCAUAUCAGCUCCCUCAUCGUACCCCUCUGUUCCGGCGAUUCGCUAGACCAAGACGAGACCGACUACGCCACUCUUCAGCGCAAAGGCAACCUGGGCCUCAAAGCCUUAGAUGCGCUUACCAAAAUCCCCUCCAAAGCCAUUCCCUUCCAGCUUCCUCGCCCGGUCCUUCUCCGCAUCGCGGCUUUCACCAAUCCCACGGACCCCUGGACAACGGCGGAAUCCUCCGCGCUCUCCCAAACCCUGCUGUCGGCGCACCUCGACGGCUCGCAAGCGCGGCCGUUCAUCGUCGAUGACGUCCUAGCAGGGUUCCUUCGCCCGCUGUUCUCCAAGUCCCGCCCCGCGGCGAUCACGGCUUCCGGGCGCAAGGCAGAGUACGUCGAGGAGGCGUCGCGGUACGACGGCGCCGCUCGCGAGUCCUCCGAGACGAAGCCGUGGAAGUAUGCCCAUCGGUACGCGGUUACGGUGUUCGAGUGGGCUGUGCGGCAUGCGGAUUCCCCCCUCCUCCAAGCCCACUGGCCGCUCUUCACCCCCGUCCUCCUCACCUUGAUCGACGAGCCGGGCCCCGCCCCCCUCAAGAUCCGCGCGCUCGGCAUCCUGCGCGCCUUCUGGGCGCGAUGCCCUCAGACCCUGAUGCGGGACACGGGACUAGCCGAGGUCUUCGAGCAGGCCGUGUUCCCCGCCGUCUUGUACCUGCCGAGCCUGACGCCCGAGGACGAAGCUCUGCAGAUCCUCGGCGCCGCGUACCCGGUGCUAAUCGAGAUGGCCGGCCUGACUAUCGACCAGCAUACGGCCACAGUCGGCAGCGCAAGCACGGCGGAGACGCAGAAACCAGCGCAUAGUCAGAUCACGGAAGCGCAGCGCAGACUGCUGGACAAGAUCAUCAGAGAAGGCAUCAUGGUCGGGUAUCACCACGCGAAAGAUCACGUGCGGCUCGUGGGCCUGUUCUGCGAAACGCUCGUCUGUAUUAUAAACGGGAUGGGUAUACUAGCCGUGAAACACCUCAAGGAUUUCCUCCCCAUGCUCUCCGAGAUCAUGACCGACCCCUUCGGCACCAAGUACCCGCCCGCGCUCAUCUCGAGCAUCAAGCUCCUGCAGGCAGUCCUGCUCACCUGCUGGCCGCGAAUCCCGCACUACUGCAACGAGAUCGUCAAGAUGCUCAUGCUCAGCUGGCUCAACAUCAGCGACGAAGCAGAGUCGUCGUCCUUUACAUCCGACAGCAGUCCGAUCGCGAACGAGCUCAAGACCGGACUGAUCCAAACCGCUACCAUGCUGUCCGCUAUAAUGAACGCCGCCAACGUAAAUUUCGGAGAACGCGUGGACCCUCUCGUCGAGAAAGACCCUCGACUAAGCGAGCUUUUUUGUUUAUCUGGGCGAGGUUAAUUUAGGUACCUAAUCAAUAAUACCUAGCACAAAAACAAAAGGCGCGCAUGCAUGCAUCGUAAU
This is a messenger RNA of Daldinia caldariorum, 1798 nucleotides long. RefSeq lists its product as uncharacterized. Lineage: Eukaryota; Fungi; Ascomycota; Sordariomycetes; Xylariales; Hypoxylaceae. Gene Ontology annotation, cellular component: cytosol; nucleoplasm; centrosome. The transcript has 6 exons. The record is from RefSeq and is a predicted model, not a curated record. The coding region runs from base 86 to 1735 and encodes 549 amino acids.